Odontomachus brunneus is the source of this 2924-nucleotide messenger RNA. It is a transcript of the gene ClC-b, whose product is annotated as H(+)/Cl(-) exchange transporter 7. Gene Ontology annotation, biological process: transmembrane transport; chloride transport. The transcript is spliced from 12 exons. NCBI's taxonomy places the organism in Eukaryota, Metazoa, Arthropoda, Insecta, Hymenoptera, Formicidae. The record is from RefSeq and is a predicted model, not a curated record. Gene Ontology annotation, molecular function: voltage-gated chloride channel activity. Gene Ontology annotation, cellular component: intracellular membrane-bounded organelle; lysosomal membrane. The coding region runs from base 256 to 2679 and encodes 807 amino acids.
GAUGAAUCAUUCGUCGAAUCACUAUCGUCGUUCUAGAUUCAGUUGAAUGUUAUUUGUCACUUCCUCGUGUGCGUCAGCUUGUGUACAUAGUCGUCGCGUCGAAUGCGUCGCGAGUCACUCGCCUGUGUAAUUAUGUUUCGACCACACGAUACGAUAUGAAUUAAUGUGAAAGUCCUUCGGCUGUUGGAUGUCUCGCAACGUUAAUCGAACGUAAAAUGCGCUGAACGGAUCCUCCAAUCCUGAUCAUACGCGAAAAUGACAGAUCUGCCGACGAGCGUUAUCGAGAUCAAUAACAGAGAUGACGAGGACAGCGUCGACGUGCACGUCCAGGGAAGUCGAGAGAGGUUGAUCAAGCCUAGGAAUAAUUUCGCGUCGUACUCUAACGAGGACAUCGAUGUGCGAUUUCGUAGUAUCAUCAACAGCAGUAUCAGAGAAUGUAACAAUACAGAGGGUAUCUCGGGUCAGAAUCCAAGGAGGCUGAAUAUCGGGGACAUAACCCCAGGAGCAACAAACUUCUUGUCAACUAAUUAUGAGAGCUUAGAUUAUGACACUUGUGAAAAUUAUCUUUUACAAGAUGAAGAAAGGAAGAAAGGCUUCAAGUUCAUUGUUAAAAAGGACUUUGCCAGAUGGUUCAUUUUCCUUUUGAUAGGAAUUUGCACCGCUUUAAUAGCAUGUUUUGUAGAUAUAUCGGUAGAAGAAUUAUCUAAUCUAAAGUAUGGCUUUCUUAAGAAAUAUGUGGACCAAUGUGUGAUAGAGAAUUGCCUUUGGUUGCCAUGCUUGAUAUGGUUAAGUCUAAAUAUAAUUCCAGUGUUAGUAGGUGCCAUCCUAGUAGCUUAUAUUGAACCUGUUGCUGCAGGAAGUGGUAUUCCACAAGUGAAAUGUUACCUGAACGGUGUCAAGAUACCAAGAGUUGUGCGUAUCAAGACACUGGCUGUGAAAAUUAUCGGUGUUAUAUGUACAGUGGUUGGAGGCCUAGCUGGAGGCAAAGAAGGUCCUAUGAUACACUCUGGCGCCGUGGUCGCCGCGGGAAUUUCCCAAGGUAAAAGUACCACUUUUAAGAAAGACCUGAAGAUAUUCAAAUACUUCAGGGAGGACCAUGAGAAACGUGACUUUGUGUCGGGAGGAGCUGCUUCUGGAGUAUCAGCAGCUUUUGGAGCACCGAUAGGUGGAGUUCUGUUCAGUAUAGAAGAAGGCACUAGUUUCUUUAAUCAAAGCCUCACAUGGAGGACAUUUUUCGCCAGUAUGAUCACUACGUUUACUCUAAACAUAAUUUUGAGCGCGUAUCAUGGGCAUCCGGGCGAUCUCUCGUACCCGGGUUUAUUGAAUCUGGGGAAAUUCGAGUCGAUUCCCUACGAGGUCUACGAGAUUCCCUUGUUCAUGUUAAUGGGCACAUUGGGCGGCGCACUCGGCGCACUUUGGAAUCACGUUAACUACAAGAUCACCUGCUUCCGCUUACGAUUCGUGACACGAAAGUGGCAGAAAGUAUUAGAAGCUCUUUGCGUGGCGAUGCUGAGCGCGACGAUGGGCUUCUUGAUGAUAUAUUUCAUCGACGACUGCAAACCGUUGGGCAAGGAUCCUACCAAGUACCCGGUUCAAAUGUAUUGCAGUAAUGGAGAAUACAAUGCAGUCGCGAGCUUGUGGUUUCAAACUCCGGAAAGCAGCGUGCGAUCUUUGUUUCAUGAUCCGAAAGGAUCACACAACGACUUGACGCUAGCAAUCUUCGUUGUGUUAUACUUUUUUCUUGCUGCUUGUACCUUUGGUUUAUCUAUGUCGAGCGGGCUUUUCAUUCCUUCCUUGUUGAUUGGUUCUGCAUGGGGCAGAUUGAUUGGGUCAGGUCUCUCGAGAAUAUGGCCAAAUUGCGUAAUACUAGACCCUGGCAAAUACGCUCUACUGGGUGCCGCCGCACAAUUGGGAGGAGUAGUUAGAAUGACGAUUAGUUUAACCGCGAUUCUGAUAGAAGCAACGCAAGGGAUAUCCUUCGGUUUACCAGUGAUCAUAGUUCUUAUAAUGGCAAAAUGGGUCGGCGAUUUCUUUAACGAGGGAAUUUACGAUAUUCACAUACAAAUGGCCGGUAUUCCGUUGAUUCCGUGGGAACCACCUCCAUUAUCGAGUAACAUUUACGCGAGUGAAAUCAUGAGUCAUCCAGUAGUGACUCUGAGGACCGUCGAAAACGUGGGACACAUCGUCGAGCUUCUAAAGUGUGUUACAUUUAACGGGUUCCCGGUAGUUGAUCCGCCGAGCAGCGAUCAGAGCGAGAUAAGUACUUACGGCCGAUUCCGUGGUUUGAUAUUGCGUUCCCAAUUAAUAGUACUGCUGCAAAACAAGAUAUUUAACGAGUAUGCGGAGUCGUGGGACAAGUUGCUGAACAUCAAGAUUUUCAGAAAAGAAUAUCCUAGGUAUCCAACCAUCGAGCAGGUUGACGUCACCAAUGAGGAGAAAACCUACAUGAUUGAUUUGAGACACUUUAUGAAUCCCGCUCCGUAUACGUUACAACAUUCCGCAACACUGCCAAGAGCAUUUAGACUGUUCAGAGCGUUAGGAUUACGUCAUUUGCCAGUGGUAAAUGACACAAACGAGGUGGUCGGUAUUAUUACACGAAAAGAUGUCGCUAGGUUCAGAAUAUGGAAACAUCGAGGAAGAAUGGGACUAGAUGAAUUAAUAAUCACUAAUGAAAUUUAAUCCUAGGUCUUUUACCAUUUGAUUUUUUUAUCAAGUUUAGGACAUUAAUAAGAUUAAUUUUAACAGAUUUUAUUUUGGUAUAGAUUACAAAAACUUUAUUUAUGUUUAAGAAUAAUUUAACAAGAAGGCAUAACUAGAGAUCAUGAUAACUUGGCAUCAUGAUAAUUUACCAAAGAUUAGCCUUGCAUGUAUACAUAUAUGCACACCAAGAUAAAAUUUGCAACACUCUUUAAGUUGUACAAGUA